Molecule: messenger RNA, 693 nt
Organism: Aspergillus luchuensis
Lineage: Eukaryota; Fungi; Ascomycota; Eurotiomycetes; Eurotiales; Aspergillaceae
Exons: 1
Coding region: 1-693 (230 amino acids)
Source: RefSeq, a predicted model, not a curated record
AUGAGUGAUCGCAAGGACGAGAUACCCUACCCUAGGCGAGUAGAAGCGGAACUCGCUCGUGAACGACAACAAGCAUCACGUGACAGACGAAGAUUAGGACUGGUUGAACCGAUAUUACCACCAGAGAACGCGAGAUUAGUACAGACCACAGCGAAUAUACGAGCUUUUGAGGAAGGCGAUCCCCAUUAUUACACGACAUCGUCAGAAACGAGUUCGCAGAGACAAGCAGUGCAGGUACAGGACAGUCAGGGUGCAGACAUACCCAACGACUCAGACGGUACAGAAAGUGAAUUGGAAUUUCACGUGGACGAAUACCGUGACGAAAUAUACGAAGACAUGAGCAAGCCAGUAUUGUUUUACGGAAAAGACAACCAACUCGAAGACGUCAUUACGUACUGUACGUUACGAUUCCUUACCGACGACGCCUUUGACGACAACGACAAACGGAAGUCAGCUUAUUUGGGCACAUUGUUACGUGGCCCCGCACUCCGUUGGCUGAGCAAAGAACAAUCAGUGGAUCCGGAAAUUUACGACGAUUACCAGGAAUUUGUCAAGAAAGUCAGGACGGCAUUUGCCAAGACAGAAAAGACCAAGAUACAGGAAGCAUCCCGACGAAUUACGUUCCUUACGCAGAAAUCAUCGGUACAGGCAUAUUACGUGGCCUUCCAGAGAGACGCUGAAGAAUUGAGCUGA